Lodderomyces elongisporus is the source of this 1881-nucleotide messenger RNA. RefSeq lists its product as uncharacterized. NCBI's taxonomy places the organism in Eukaryota, Fungi, Ascomycota, Pichiomycetes, Serinales, Debaryomycetaceae. The record is from RefSeq and is a predicted model, not a curated record. Gene Ontology annotation, molecular function: transmembrane transporter activity. Gene Ontology annotation, cellular component: plasma membrane. Bases 1 to 1881 code for a protein of 626 amino acids. Gene Ontology annotation, biological process: transmembrane transport. The transcript has a single exon.
AUGAGUAAUCCAAGAAACAACAGUACAACUAGUGGAUCCGAUACAAUUGUCGAAAACUACGACAAUAACCAUUCUUACAACAACCAUGGCGAUGACGAAAAACACAUCAAAUUUGAAGAAGCUCACCACAUAACAGUCUGUGAAAGAACUGGUCCACAUACUCCCUCGGAAAGUAUCUAUACUGUUGUUGGUGAACAUUCACUUCAGCACAAGGAACUUUCGGAAAAACUCGAUAAUGCGCAAAUCCAAUCCAAUGAGUUGGCCACUAAACUAGGUGAUGCACAUUUCAAUCAGCUUCCAGCCCACCAGAUCAUUAUAAUUCUACUCACACUUUCAUUGGCUAACUUUGUCAGCUUUGCUGAUCAAACAGGUAUAACCGUUGGUCUCUCCGAGAUAGGAAGAGAUUUGAAUGCUGAAACGUCCAUCAAUUGGGCAGGAUCUGCCUCUUUGUUGGCAAACACCGUAUGUCAAGUACUCUUUGGUCGAUUGUCAGAUAUUUUCGGUAGAAAAAAAGUCAUCAUGACAUGUCUCAUGAUCUUGUGCGUUGGUGACAUUGCUUGUUCUGUAGCACGAAAUGGUAUCGAGUUCUUUGUGUUUCGUGCAUUGGCAGGUAUUGGCAAUGGAGGCGUCUCCUCGUUGUCCAUGGUGAUUCUUAGUGAUAUUGUUUCCUUGAAAGAUCGUGGUAAGUACCAAGGUAUCUUAGGCUCAAGCGUUGGUAUUGGAAAUGCUGUAGGACCAUUCAUCAUGGCUGGUUUCAUUAAACAAUCUAGUUGGAGAAGCUACUAUUACUUUUUGGCACCAUUAGCAUUCUGCGUCAAUAUCGUCUUGUUUUUUUCAUUGAAAAGUAACAAAAAGCUUAAUGAUGUCAUCUCAAGAAAAGAAAAAUUCAAGAGCAUUGACUACUUUGGCAUCCUCACUGCAACAAUAAGUUUGACUUUGAUCCUUGUACCAUUAAACGGGGGUGGGUCAACGUAUCCAUGGAACAGCCCCACAGUUAUUGCAUUGUUCACCGUUGGUGGCGUGUUUUUCCUCAUAUUCUUUGCUAUUGAAGUCAAAGUAGCAAAAUUACCCAUGAUCCCAAUGCGAUUGUUUAAAAACUUGUCGUUAUGUCUUAUUUAUACAGCAACGUUUUGCUUUGGUGCUGCAUACUUUAGCUUCACAUACUAUCUUCCAUACUAUUUCUCAAUAGUCAAAGGUAAGGACGAAAUCCACACGGCAAUCUUUGUCCUCCCCUUGGUCUUGUGUCAAGCAGGUAUGUCAGUUGUUGCUGGUCAGAUUAUCACAUUCACUGGUCGAUACUUUUACGUUGUCAUAUCUGGAUAUGCACUUUGGCUUACAGGAUGUUGUCUUCUCCUUUUAUGGACUGAGACAUUACCUGAUGGCAUAAAUAUAUUGAUCCUUUUGAUCAUGGGUUGCGGAGUGGGAUUCUCAUUCCAACCUUCAAUGGUGGCAGUACAAGCCAACUGUAAGAAAGCUGAAAGAGCAGUUGCAAUCUCAACAAGGAAUGUGCUUAGAUCAUUAGGUGGAUGCGUUGGAAUUGCUGUUGGAUCAACAAUUGUUAGUAAUUCAGUUCUCGCAUCUUUGAAAACUGACAAGGCAAAGCUGGCAUUAUCACAACAAACUAUUGAAUAUAUUCGGGGACACAUCUACGACAAAGUUGACGUCUCGGUACUCACUGCAGCCCAGACCCAAGAAAUUAGGUCGAUAUACACAGACGCCUUGAAAAACUACUAUUAUUUCUUGAUUCCAUUGAUGGCAAUUGCAUUGAUAACAAACCUCUUUGUUAAGGAUAACGGAUUGAGAAGUCUUGAUGAAAAGCCAGAGUCUGCAAAAAGACAAGACCUUGAGUCAUCUGCUAGCUCAAUGACAUUGAAACCUUGA